GCUAUUAUCUUCGCUCCCUCCAAAAACUCAACCAUGGCUUCUUCUUCUUCCAUGAUUCCUCUGUCGUCUUCGUUCCUUCAACCACUGAAAUUCAAAACCCUAGAAAGGCCCUUAAAAACCAGUCUACCUAUCAAAACAAUCCCAACAACCUGCGAUUCCCAGAAGCACAAUAAACCUCCAAAACCCGCCCGGAAAAACCCUGACUUCCCGAAACGGCGGAAAUUCUCCAAGUAUGGAACCUCUCGAAGGUCGAUCCUCAAGAAAUCGUUCGUGCAAGAGCAGGUCACCUUCAACGCGCCGGUCUCCGCCGACCCUCACGUGGCUGUCAUCGGCGGUGGAAUGGCGGGCCUCGUCUGCGCCCUGAAUUUGGAGGCGCGUGGCGUCCGAUCCACGGUUUUCGAUACGGGUAUACAUGGGUUAGGAGGAAGACUGGGAACAAGGAUCAUUGAGCCACAAGGACUGGUUUUCGAUCAUGCUGCCCAGUUCUUCACUGUCAAUGAUUCUCGGUUUGCCCAGUUGGUCGAUCUCUGGUUAGAGAGAGGACUUGUCCGAGAAUGGAAAGGCACUGUAGGAGAGCUUCAAAUAGGAGGAAGGUUUUCACCAUUUCCUUCAUCCCCUCCAAGAUACAUUGCUGUUAAUGGCAUGCGCCCUUUUGCUGAUGCAUUGUUAUCAGAGACACGUAUGGUAAAUGUGGUCAGACCUUGUUGGAUAAGUACACUCGAGCCGUUUAACGGGAUGUGGCACUUAAGUGAGAAUGGAAAACCUCGUGGAGAGUUCGAUGUGAUUGUAAUUGCUCAUAACGGUAAAUGUGCCAAUCGCUUGCUUUCUUCAUCAGGCUUGCCGCUUGUUGCCAGACAGAUGAAGAGAUUGGAUCUGAGUUCCAUAUGGGCACUUUUAGCAGCUUUUGACGAGCCUCUCCCAACCGUGAACUUUGAAGGAGCGUUUGUUAAAGGAGUAGAGCCGUUAUCUUGGAUGGGAAAUAACUCUGCAAAGCUUAUGAAGUCCUCCAAUGGUGGAGGGCCUCAUUGCUGGACUUUCUUCAGCACUGAAGCCUAUGGCAUUCACUACUCACUCAUGAAAGUUCCCACCUUUCAAAAGGAAAACAUUCCGACCGCCACAGCGGAGAAAGUUAAAGCGGGAAUGCUUAGAGGCGUAGAAGCUGCACUCGGGUUGCCACAAGACUCGCUUCCAAAGCCCGUUUACACGCGUCUCCAGCUAUGGGGAGCAGCUCUUCCGAAAAACGCUCCAGGAACUCCAUGUAUAUUCGAUCCAAAAGGGCGGGCAGGGAUUUGCGGUGACUGGCUUCUCGGUUCUAACUUAGAAUCAGCAGCCUUAAGCGGCAUUGCCCUUGCAAAUCAUAUUGCGGAUUUUCUGCAGGACGGUGCAGCUAAUCCCGAAGAAUUUUCGAUCGGUUUAAACGAAGAGUUACAGCGUCUUGAAGGGCAUGAUAUUGGGCAGUUUCCGGGUUUAACAUCCAUAGAACAGAGCAAUGAAGCAAAAGCUUAUCAGCUUCUGUGAACUAAGACAAUCUUACAGUGACACAAAGCUGUUAGGUUCGGAUAGUUGCAUUUUAUUUAUGGUAAUAAAAUAGAUUGAGAUUUAAAUGGAGAAGAAAGAGAGAUUAAUAGAGUUUUU
Messenger RNA from Tarenaya hassleriana, 1635 nucleotides. RefSeq lists its product as uncharacterized. The coding region runs from base 34 to 1518 and encodes 494 amino acids. The record is from RefSeq and is a predicted model, not a curated record. The transcript has 9 exons. Lineage: Eukaryota; Viridiplantae; Streptophyta; Magnoliopsida; Brassicales; Cleomaceae.